Nicotiana tabacum (common tobacco) is the source of this 1627-nucleotide messenger RNA. Lineage: Eukaryota; Viridiplantae; Streptophyta; Magnoliopsida; Solanales; Solanaceae. The record is from RefSeq and is a predicted model, not a curated record.
CAAACUCCUCUCCGCCGUCUUUUUCACCGGAAAAUCCUGACGUUCUUCGCCGGCGUGAUUCAUUUUUUAGAUAAUUUCAAUUACUAAUCCCUUUUUCGUUUGUGUAUUUCGAUUUGCGACUACUCCGAAUCUUCAAAAAAGCGUUUUUUUUGUUUUUCAUGAUCUGGAAGAAUCUGAUCUGAUCUAAUCUGAGCCGUCGAUCUAAGCUAUGGAAAGGAUCGUCGGAGGUAAAUUCAAGCUCGGUCGCAAAAUCGGUAGUGGAUCGUUUGGUGAAAUUUUCCUCGCUACACAUAUUGAUUCGUUUGAGAUCGUCGCAGUAAAAAUUGAGAAUAAUAAGACUAAACAUCCUCAACUUCUCUACGAGGCCAAGUUGUACAAUAUUCUCCAAGGAGGAAGUGGUAUACCACAUAUAAAAUGGUCUGGUGUGGAUGGUGAUGACAACGUUCUGGUCAUGGAUUUGCUGGGUCCUAGUUUGGAAGAUCUCUUUGUCUACUGUGACCGGAAGCUUUCAUUGAAGACUGUUUUAAUGUUGGCUGACCAGAUGAUUACCAGAAUUGAAUAUGUACACUCUAAAGGCUUUCUACACAGGGAUAUUAAGCCUGACAACUUUCUGAUGGGUCUUGGUCGAAAAGCAAAUCAGGUUUAUAUUAUUGAUUUUGGUCUUGCUAAAAGAUAUCGUGAUGCAACUACAAAUCGCCAUAUUCCUUACAGAGAGAACAAAAAUUUAACGGGAACUGCACGUUAUGCCAGUUGUAAUACUCAUCUCGGAAUUGAGCAAAGCCGGCGGGAUGAUUUAGAAUCUCUUGGAUAUGUCCUACUUUAUUUCUUGAGAGGCAGCCUCCCAUGGCAGGGUCUAAAAGCUGCCACAAAGAAGCAAAAGUAUGACAAAAUAUGUCAAAAGAAGUUAUCAACUCCUAUUGAGGUUUUAUGCAAGUCUCAUCCUGUUGAGUUUGCUUCGUAUUUCCAUUACUGUCAUUCGUUGACAUUUGAUCAGCGGCCUGAUUAUGGAUUUUUAAAGCGCCUAUUCCGUGAGCUUUUUACCCGUCAAGGUAUGUAUUAUUCUGUAAUGGUUGGCCUUGAGGCUGUUAAGCAAUCAUUGCGCAAUCGUAAGAAAAGGAAAAAAACUCAGAAUUUUUUCACAGCUUCAACGGGGUAUAAUCAUGGCGAAAAAGUCAGAGAAGAAAGAAAAGAUAGUGAAAAUGACAAAAGAAGAUUCAAUAAGCGCACUGAAAAAAGAAGAGAAGAAGAGGCCAAGAAAAUGGUAUCAGUAUCAAAAAGAAGAAAUCUUGGUACUGAAUUUGAAGAAAAAUCACAAACCCGAGAAACCCAAGUUGGAGAAAGUUCAAAGCCAAGGUCUAAAAAGUAUUUACCAAAACCAGAAUUUGGGUACAGUAUUGAUGGAACAAAGUUACCAAGAUUUCCACCUAUUCAGAAUUUAGAGCAAAUUAUUGGAAAAUGCAGUUACCCUUUUGAGAAAAAAUUGACAAAAACUGAUUUAGACAAAGAUCAAGAUAAGUUUUCAUUGAACAGAGAUGAUGUGAAAAGGACAAUUUUGCCUUUGUUAAAUGAGCAUGAAAUUGGUAAUCUUGGUACUGGAAUUUCAGUGAACAGCUUUGAUCAGUUGUGA